CGUCAUUGGACGUCACUCACCGUUUCACUGUAAUUUUCACGUAAUGAUGCAAAGCCCAUAUAAUUAAAAAUACUAAGUGAUUUCUACAUAGAAGUGGUUUACAUAUUUAUUUGAAUAUUACGAUACAAUGCUACGAUUAUUCGCGCGGAAUAUGUGCUCGGCAGCACAGGUAAAAAGACCCCCAAUUCAAGUUUUUGGAGUAGAAGGGCGCUAUGUCACGGCGUUGUACAGCGCAGCCAGCCAAAAGGGUGAACUAGAAGAAGUGGAUAAGCAUUUGAGGAUCCUCGAAAAGGAGCUCUACAAGCCUAAGAUGAUAGAUUUUCUUGAAACUAGUGUGGUCUCGCGCGUUCAAAAAGCUAAAAUCCUGCAGGAGGCAGCUAAACAAGUUGGUAUGCCUGAGACCGCAGCUAACUUCCUAGGCUUGGUUGCCGAAAACGGACGACUAAAAAAACUAAAGCGCAUGAUAACAAUGUUUCUGACGGUCAUGGUCGCGCAUAAUAACAAGGCCCUCUGUGAGGUCAUCACCGCCUCGCCUCUCGAUGAUGGAGCCCGUCAGUCCCUCAUGGACGCCCUUAAGAAGUUCGUCAAGGGAGACAAGAAGAUUGAGCUCACGGAGAAGGUGGAUCCCUCGAUAAUAGGAGGGAUGAUAGUGGGUGUGGAAGACAAGCACAUCGAUAUGAGCAUUUCUAGGAAAAUUCAGAUGUAUACCGAUAUACUGAAGCAAUCUGUUUAACUUUUGUUUCUACGCCUGCCAAUACAAUCAAGUACGUAGUACGUACUUAAAUAGUUCUUUACUUAAACUUUUCGUCAUUAUUAUUAUUUCUAAGUACCUACAAAUGGAAUUUUGCUGCAAUUCUCGUUUGACUUGAAAUUAAAUGGAAAAGUGUGUUGUCAGUAGUUAGGCGCCUAAAUUUGUUCCCAUCUGUCUUGUAAAGUGGUGUGUGUUACUGUCUACAUUUGUGUGCGGAUGUAGAAAUAAAUUGGGUAUUUUUAUAAUAAUAUAGAUUGUUAUUGUCAUUGAUUAAAACAUACUCGUAAUGC
Molecule: messenger RNA, 1041 nt
Organism: Cydia pomonella (codling moth)
Lineage: Eukaryota; Metazoa; Arthropoda; Insecta; Lepidoptera; Tortricidae
Product: ATP synthase subunit O, mitochondrial-like
Exons: 3
Coding region: 128-733 (201 amino acids)
Biological process (GO): proton motive force-driven mitochondrial ATP synthesis
Molecular function (GO): proton-transporting ATP synthase activity, rotational mechanism
Source: RefSeq, a predicted model, not a curated record